Arachis stenosperma is the source of this 555-nucleotide messenger RNA. RefSeq lists its product as uncharacterized. Gene Ontology annotation, molecular function: nucleic acid binding. Bases 1 to 555 code for a protein of 184 amino acids. The transcript has 2 exons. NCBI's taxonomy places the organism in Eukaryota, Viridiplantae, Streptophyta, Magnoliopsida, Fabales, Fabaceae. The record is from RefSeq and is a predicted model, not a curated record.
AUGGCUUACCACCCCCAGACCAAUGGACAAGCUGAGGUAUCUAGCAGAGAGAUCAAGUGUAUCUUGGAGAAGGUCGUCAAGCCUCAUAGAAAAGACUGGAGUACCAGGCUUGCAGAUGCGCUUUGGGCUUACCGGACAGCGUACAAGAAACCAAUCGGAAUGAGUCCCUUCCGCCUAGUCUACAGAAAUGCUUGUCACCUCCCAGUGGAGGUAGAACACAAGGCUUUCUGGGCGGUGCGGGAAUGCAACAUGGGAUUCGAGAAAGCGGGGGCUGAAAGGAAGCUGCAACUACAAGAACUGGAGUGCUUUCGCCUAGAAGCAUAUGAGAACUCCAGGUUGAGACCCAUGCCAGGCAAGCUUAGAUUAAGAUGGGAAGGUUCCUACCGGGUGGAAAAGGCUGAGCCAUAUGGCUUCUUCCACCUGAGUCAUCCUUCAAGCUCCAAAUUCAUCAAAGUCAACAGCCACCGCUUGAAGCUGUACCAUGGUGAGAAAAUGAAGGACAACAAGGAGCUAGAGAUCUUCCUCUUGGAGGAUCCACCAACAGAAGAAGACUGA